Molecule: messenger RNA, 2253 nt
Organism: Aspergillus chevalieri
Lineage: Eukaryota; Fungi; Ascomycota; Eurotiomycetes; Eurotiales; Aspergillaceae
Gene: optF
Product: small oligopeptide transporter, OPT family
Exons: 4
Coding region: 1-2253 (750 amino acids)
Biological process (GO): transmembrane transport
Molecular function (GO): oligopeptide transmembrane transporter activity
Source: RefSeq, a predicted model, not a curated record
AUGCCCGAUGCCGACUCGCUGUCCGGUAAAGAAAAAAAACACCAGCACAGCGUGCAGGACCCUCCCUACGAGGCCAACUCCUCCGAAAUCGAAAUCCUAAGCGAUGGCGAUGCCCGGCGCAUUCUCCCCUACGAAGCGAGUGACUCUCCGUUUCCCGAGGUGCGCGCCGUCGUGCAGCCCGUCGAUAAUGUGACCCUUCCGGUGAACACCGUCCGCAUGUGGACAAUCGGUGUUAUUUUUACCAUUGUAGGAAGCGGUCUCAACCAGUUCUUCAGUCUGCGCCAACCCAGUGUCACCAUCAGCGCGCUGGUCGCCCAACUCCUCGCCUUCCCCGUCGGCUGCGCAUGGGCAAAAUGGCUCCCCGUGGGCUGGUGGAAUCCGGACCGACACUUCAACAUCAAAGAGCAUGCACUGAUCACGAUCAUGGCCAACGUGUCGUUCGGCUCGGCUGCCGCGACGCAGGUCAUCGAGGCAAUGGUCAAGUUCUACAAUUUCCCGUCGCAGGGCGGGUUCGAGAUCCUGCUGUGCAUCACGACGCAGCUGUUCGGGUUUGGAUUGGCGGGGAUGGCGGCGCGGUGGCUCGUUGGGCCCGCGACGAUGAUCUGGCCGCAGGUGUUGUCUAAUGCGGCGCUGCUGCAGACGCUGCAUUCCAAGGCGAACACACUAGCGGAUGGGUGGCGUAUCUCGCGGCUGCGGUUUUUCCUGAUUGUCUUUAUCGUGGGAGGGGUAUGGUACUUUGCGCCGGGGUAUCUCUUCACCGGGCUGAGCACGUUUAGCUUCAUCUGCUGGAUCGUGCCGAACAAUGUGGUUGUCAACCAGCUGUUCGGCCAGCAGACUGGGCUGGGCAUGUCCGUGUUGACAUUCGACUGGGCGCAGGUGGUCUACGCGAACCAGAGCCCGCUCCUGGUACCCUUCUGGGCCGGGUUGAACGUGAUGGGCUCGUUCGCGCUGUUCUUCUGGCUCAUCUGCCCGAUCCUCUACUACACCAACACUUGGUACUCGGCGUAUCUGCCGAUGCUCAACUCAAACACGUUCGACAACACCGGCAACUCGUACAAUACGAGCCGCGUGAUGACCCACUCCGGCACAAUCGACCAAGAAGCCUACCGGAAUUACUCCCCCAUGUUCCUCCCAGCCGGCUACGCAUUGACAUACGGCGUUGCAUUCGCCAACCUAACCGGCAUCUUCGUGCACAUCGCCCUGUACCACGGCAAAGACCUCUGGGAUCAAUGGCGCGGCCGCAACAAGAAAGACAUUCACGCGCGGCUAAUCGCCGCCUACCGCGACGUGCCGUGGUGGUGGUUCGUCGCGAUCACAAUCCUCAUGUUCGUGCUGUCCAUCGUGACCAACGAAGUCUGGCACACGGGUCUCCCCGCCUGGGCCGUGGUGGUCGCCUACGUGCUCCCCAUGCUCUACAUCGUCCCCGUGGGGAUCAUCAAAGCAGUAACCAACAUCAGCAGCAACCAGCUCAACCUCCUGACCGAGUUCAUCGGCGGCUACGCGUUCCUCGGCCGGCCGGUCGCCAACAUGGCAUUUAAAUUCUACGGCUACGUCGCCGUCUCGCAGGGGCUGGAGUUCAUGGCUGACAUGAAACUAGGGCAUUACCUACACAUCGCGCCGCGGACGGUGUUCCUGACGCAAGGCCUGGCAACGCUCAUCGGUGCGGUGGUGCAGUGCGGCGUGACGGUGUUCAUGAUCACCCGCAUCGACGGCGUGUGCACGUCCGACGCCUCGGGUGGGUUCACCUGUCCGCACGGGCGAGUAACAUACUCGUCCUCAUUGAUCUGGGGGGCGCUCGGUCCCGGGCGGAACUUCUCGCCUGGCCAGAUCUACGGGAAUCUGCUAUGGUUUUUCCUCGUUGGGCCGGUGGUUGUUGUCAUCACGUAUUUGCUUGGGCGGAAGUGGAAGAGUCUCAACUACCUCUCUUGGCCCGUGGCGUUCGGGGCGAUGAGUCUUGUUCCGCCGGCGACGGGGAUUAGCUUUUCGAGUUGGUGGCUGAUUAAUGUGAUCUUUAAUGGGUGGUUGAAGAUGCGGAAGCCGGCUUGGUGGUCGAAGUAUAAUUACGUGCUGUCAGCAGCUCUCGACUGUGGCGUUGCUGUCGCGACGGUUAUCAUCUUCUUCUGCAUUACCCUGCCGGCCGGCUCGCUGAGUUGGUGGGGAAACACAGUGUACAGCAACACGGCCGAUGGAAAGGGCACGCCGUGGAAGGGCCUACCUGAACGGGGGUUCUUUGGGCCGGAAGUCUGGCAUUAA